Drosophila hydei is the source of this 2158-nucleotide messenger RNA. RefSeq names its product tectonic. The transcript is spliced from 2 exons. Lineage: Eukaryota; Metazoa; Arthropoda; Insecta; Diptera; Drosophilidae. The record is from RefSeq and is a predicted model, not a curated record. The coding region runs from base 8 to 1993 and encodes 661 amino acids. Gene Ontology annotation, biological process: cilium assembly. Gene Ontology annotation, cellular component: ciliary transition zone.
CUUAAAGAUGUUGCUAAAGAUCGCCGUAUUAGGCUUCUGCCUACUCUCAGCUCCAAUGCAAUGCAUCAAAAUUGGCGUCUCGAAGAGCGACAACAACAGCGAUGCAACAACACCACUGACGACAACAACAACAACAACUACAACAGAGUUUCUAGCAACAACAAUUGCAACUAUAAACGAUGUGGAAAUCAAUAGCACUGGCAGCUCCUUGCCAGACGCGGCGAGCACUCCCAGUCAGACCUUUCCGCCAAGACGCAAAACAUCUAAGCCACGGCCAACUCCAAAGCCCACCAAGCGCUUAACGACGCCAGCAACAACAGCUGCUGCUGCUGCUGCUGUUCCAACAGCAAACACCUUGGAUGCCAGUACAUCGCCGGCCACUGCGUCUCAUCGUAAGGACACUCGCCUUUAUUACUGCGCCUGUGACUUGCAGGACGAGCUGUGUGAAGUCAACUGCUGCUGCGAUCGCGACUGCUCGCAGGAGUCGCUGCAGGUCUUCAGCUGUCUGCCCGAGCAGCACACGCGCCUGGAGGACUUUCAGUACAAUCAUGGACUGCCCACGUGCCAGAUCAGCGACGGCUGGCUCUGCGUCUUUCGCAGCCACACGAAGCCAGCCAAAAUGAAGACGGCAAGCAACAUCUUCGAUGCAAAGGACUACAAUAGAUGGCCAGAACAGUUGGAUGCAUUUGAGACGCCGUUGCCAGCCACACAGACGACAUCGCACUACAAAUUCGGACAAGCGCUGCAGCUGUGGCAGCCCGAGCGCAAAGAGUUGGCCAGCUGGGAGCUGCCCCUGGCCUACGAGAGCGCCAGCUGCCAGUUGCAGCAAACCUUGCUCUAUCUGCAGCCAGUGCAGAGCAGCUGCCUCAUUGGCGAUGCUUCGCAAUUGCAAAUGCAUCUCUGGAGCCUGCUCAAUGUGACCAGCAGCUAUCAGUUGCUGUCGCGGCCCAGAGAGCCGGAGGAACAGCAGGUGCAUGGCCUCAGCAUACAAAUUUGCCAGCAGCUGCUGCUCCAGCCCAACAUACAAUGUUCCGAGGCCAAUGACACGCAAGUGGAUCUCAUGGUGGACAGCAUUGAGCUGCAAUUGCUGCACAACUAUACACAUAUUUUGGCCGCAAAGCUGCUGCUAAGGGAGGCCAUUGUGGGUGAUGACACUGCGGAGCUGUGGCUGAGCUAUGCGCUCGUCUACAAGUCUGUUCAUGAACCCAAGACGAAGCCCAGCUCUGGCUCGCUUGGCUAUGAGCUGGGUGCGCCCAUUCUGCUAGCCAUGCUGCAAGGGGACAACAGCAGCAAGGCGCAGCAGCCGCAGCAGCUGCUGAACUACUUUCGGACUGGCAAUGCCAGCCAAAUCAAUCAGCACUGGUUGAUGCCAUGCACUGCCAGCGUGGAGCAGCGCCAUGCCGUCAGCUUUGGCAUUGAUCUGACCAAGCAGUGUCAGUUGAGGCAGCUCACACCUGUGCCGCAGCAUGACAAUCACACGGACUACUGCCAGCAGCUGCAGCGGGACAUUUGGCGCCAACUGUUGCCCUACGAUUGCACGCAGCUGGAUCAAGUGGCGCAGACGUUCGUCUCCCAGCUGGGCAGACCGCAGCUGGACAAGUGGCUGCCACUGCAGCUCAGCUAUGUCGACGGUCAGCUUCAGCAGCCACCCAUUCAGGCCAUCUACGACGCGCAGCAGCAAAGCCUGAGCUGCCGCAAUAUGUUGCUCAGCGUCAGCUAUGAGUUCUAUGUAUCAGAAUUGACGCUGCUCGAGGGACAGGUGCCGCAUCAGAGCGUGUUGCAGCAUGCGCGGCUAGUGCUGGGACAGCGCCAUGAUCUCGAGUUCGAUGCGGCCGAACAGCAAGUGCAGCUGCCCCUAGCCGUGUCCGUGAUGUUCUUCAAGGCGCAGAAUAAGCUGCAAAACAACUCGAAUAAUUUAACCAUCGACUGUUGCUUGCUUUUGAUAUCUUUUGUAAUUCUAAUGAUUGCAGCUCACAGUUCCCCGCUCAGCUAGUCAGACCAAAGCAGAACCUAAUGUUUAUAGUAAAGCUAUUCCAAAAAGCUGUUCCAAAAACUAAGAUUAAAUAUGAAAAAUUGUACACGAUUUACUCUUAAAGCAAUAUAUCUUAAACAAGACUCAAAUAUACAACAAAAUUUAAAUACCUUAACUACAUAAAUA